GCGCAUGGAGGGGUGUCUGUAGCUGGCUGCUGGGUGAAUUUUCAAAGGAAAUAAUCGGAGUAAACGUCGAUGAUGUGUUAUUGUUGACAUACAGAAAUUAUUUGUUUUGUGUUUGUGUUGCGUAGUGUUAAAAUAAUUGACUUUCCUAGUUUCGUUGCCUUUACUACCAGCUCAAAAUCUAUUUGUUGAUGCAAGAAUAAACUGUCACCGAAAGGUGUUCGCAGCGAAUGUAACACUCAAUCAUUACCGCCGCGCCGGCACUCGUUCGCUGCUUUAGUGUUCGACCAUCACCUCGGCUGCUUGCACGGGGUCUAGCGGACCACGUUUGAUAUCUCGGCAUCAAGAUGGUCGUGAGUGACGCGAGCAUCCACAACAUAAUGGGAGGGAUGGAGAGCACUGGUGGUGUGCGUCUCCAUAACCACCGAAGGAAACUGAAGCAGAGGUUUGACAUAAUCAAGAAGCUGGGGCAAGGCACAUAUGGAAAAGUACAGCUAGGCAUAAACAAGGAGACUGGGCAAGAGGUUGCCAUAAAAACUAUUAAAAAGGCGAAGAUAGAGACAGAAGCAGACUUGGUAAGGAUACGAAGAGAAAUUCAGAUUAUGUCAUCUGUGCAGCAUCCAAACAUCAUUCACAUAUAUGAAGUAUUUGAAAAUCGCGAAAAGAUGGUACUUGUUAUGGAAUAUGCUGCUGGAGGAGAAUUGUAUGACUACUUGAGUGAAAGGAAAGUACUUUCCGAAGAUGAAGCUCGACGAAUAUUUAGACAAAUAUCAACAGCAGUUUAUUACUGUCACAAGCACAAAAUCUGUCACAGGGAUUUGAAGCUGGAAAAUAUUCUUCUGGACGAACAUGGAAGUGCAAAGAUUGCAGAUUUUGGUUUAUCGAACGUCUUUGAUGAGCAAAGGUUGUUGAAUACCUUUUGUGGCAGUCCUCUGUAUGCUUCACCAGAGAUUGUUAAGGGAACUCCUUACCAUGGCCCUGAAGUGGACUGCUGGUCACUCGGUGUUCUAUUAUACACAUUGGUUUAUGGAGCAAUGCCUUUUGAUGGCUCCAAUUUCAAACGUCUUGUGAGACAGAUCUCCCAAGGAGACUACUUUGAACCAAAGAAACCAUCACCUGCAUCACCUUUAAUUCGAGAAAUGCUGACUGUAACACCUGGUCGGAGAGCUGACAUUGAGAAGAUAUGUUCCCAUUGGUGGGUGAAUGAGGGAUAUGGAGAGUCUUGUUUAGAAAUAGCAGAAGAACUGGCGAACCAAACACCUGUUCGUCUGGAUCUCUUGCUGUCACUAGCACCACCUGCACCAAAUGUUGGCAGUGACAAGUUGUUAGUGGGAGCUGAACAGGAUGGAGGUGCUACUGGUAUGGGAAAUGAUGUCUUAACAUCAGUACCAGCCCGCUGUCAUUCUGUAGGCAGCCUCAUGGAACUUGACCAUCGUCCAUCAGAUGUUAUUUUGGAAGAUGUUGCAGGCAAGGAUACAGCAAAGAGGAAACUUGAAGGAGGUAUCUCCACAGAAGAAGCAAAUCGGGGUGCAUCUAAAAGGAAAGAAAGAAGUAGACGCUCAACUCGUGAACGAAGCUCAGAACGACACAGAGGUCGAUCAAGUAGUAGGAGUAAGCAGAAAUCUGAUUCAGUAUCUACUGAGGAGCCAAUGGAAGUGGACUCUGGAGUUGUGGAUGUUGAUCGUUCCCUUCAGGGAUCUGUUGAAACUAUUGUUGGGUCAGUGAAGACAGCCACAUCUAGUGUAGACACAAUUGCUGGCAGUAGUGUUCAAAUGGAUGAAGGUCUGGAGACUAUGGCCAGUAGUACACCAAAGAACAGGACAGCCACAGAUUUGGUUAAAGAGUUGGAAGAAAGUGAACCCCUUUCACCAGAAAAUGAAUGUUCUGCAAAGCCACAGGACAAUGUACAAAUGCCUGAUGAUGAAGGGGAAAGUGCAAAAAUUAAAGUGAAGCGGAAAAAGAAAGUAGUGAGUGAGAGUAAAGGUGUAGCUGAGGAUUCGGGGCCACAGGUGAUGGACCAAGUAAACUUGGAAAGUGUUUCUGUGUUGGACAAUACAAAAGUUCCUACCAUAUGUGAUAAUGUGAAAAAUGACAGCUCUGUUACUUUGGAAGCUGCCUUGCAGAACAGUCUGAUAGGUGAUCAUAUAAAUGCUGAAGUUAGUGAAACAGCAAGUUCUGUUGGAGAGUUAGAUGUGAAUGGUGUUAGUAUAAAUGGUACAUCAGCUGCUGUGAGUCCUCCCGUUGAUAUUCCAAAGAAGAUUGGUACCAAAACAAGAAGAAGUAAAGGUGAACUUAGUUUAGGGAAGUUGGGCUCAGGAUCAGAGAAAUCAUCUGGUGCAAACACGCCUGAGGAUACAGCCUCACCUCCUUCGAAACCAAUGGAACGGAGACGCUCAAAAAUAUUUGAGACAGCUGAAAAAUUUAAUAUGUUAGCAGGUGCUGAACCAAAAUCUCCUACACCUGAAAAAGCAAAGAAAGUGUUCAUACCUGGCGUGAAAGUUAGUGAUGCAAAAAGAGCAUUUGAAAAGAAAUCAUCAUCUGCUGUUUCUGUACCAAGCUUAGCAAAAUCUUCAUCUUCUAAGAAGACUGAAGAUUCAAAAACUGAAAUUUCUGACAUAGAAAAUUAUGAAUCAACAGUAGAAGAGAAUAAUGCAUUUUUGAACAACAAAGAUGCACUUCCAAUAACAAAAGCAAUGAAUGGUGAAGAAGAAAUUGUUGCAGUACAAAAUGAGACAAAUGCUGUUAUAAAUGAAACAAGCAAGAAACUGUCCGAUUUGGAGCUGAAUGAUCAGCCUGUGCCAUGUGUAAACGAAUCUCCAGCAGUAUUACAAAAAGAAGACUCACUGAAAUUCAUUCCUCCUUUGAAAACAUCCGAGAAGCCCAACAAACAAGAAGAAGCCCGAAUAAAAAAGCUGAAAGAUGCUGUUGAAAUAAUCAGCAAUGCAAUUACUGAAGGACAUCGUAAAGAAGCUGGAGCAGAUAACACGAAGAAAGGGACAGCCACAAAGCCUCCUGUACCUGUUCCACAGGAGCUUAAAACAAAGACAAAAACAAUUAACAUUACAACCCCACUUUCUCCGAAGUCUCCUCCCCUGUCUCCUGUAGAUCUUCAGACUGAAGUUCCAGAGAGAAGAACAGACAAAGAACCUGAUAGUAAUGAUUAUGCUUCUGGGAUGAACACUGAUGCUGCAAAUAGAAAGAAAUCCUCUAAAGUAGAAAUAACACUGAAGUCAGCAACAUUACCAAGGAGGAAAACCUCAAAAGCAGAGAUUCGACUGAAUUCACCCAGUAUUGCACCUGCUGGUUUUCAUACUGAGGUAUCUCAUAUGAUUGAGCCAGCAGAACUGACUUCUCAGAGAUCUGAAGCAGCAUUCCCAGUUUCUGUUGCUGCACCUAAACAGCCACCUAGAUCAGUUUCUCUGGAGCCUGAAGGAAGAAUCAGCAAGCCACGAGAACACAUCAUUCCUAUUCAUGUGGAGGAAGGAAAUGCAGUGCGGCCACCUGUACCCCCCACACAGCAGCGAGUGUAUACUUCUCAGAGAUCUGGGAGCCUAUCUCGUCAGAGCACUCAAGAUUCAGAUACGGACAGUACUGUAUCAGUUGGGCCAGAACCUAUCAGGAAAUCUCCACGUGAAUACAUCAUUCCUAUAGCAGUAGAAGGUGGAGGAUAUGUUACACCAAGGGCUGGUAGCUUGGAGCCAUCUAUUUCAGAUGAAAACAACACCAAACCUAGACAACGGAAGACAAGUCGAUUUGGUAGACACCGCAGAAUGAGCGGGCUGCUCAGUGAUGCUAGUGAGGAUGAAGGGUUUAAUAGCCCAUUUGCCACACUCCAACGUCAUAGCUCACUGAGUCGAGAUAAGGAACCUGAAACACCUGAAGAAGAGAAAGGCGCAUUCCACAUGCACAGACUUAGAAGCUCCAGGCCAAAUAGAAGUACACUAGAACGUAAUGAUAGCCUCAGUUCUGCAGAAGAUGAUGACGAUGAUGAUGGCUUUGAAAUUCUUACUGCUGAAUCCUUAUUCUCAACUCUAUUGUCAAGGGUUCGUAGUUUGACACAGCGCCUCAAUGUGGAAGAUGGUGCUCGACCAGGUUUUCCUACCAGCACUCUGAUGAGUCAGCUAAAAAAUGUUGGUCGCACACCGCCUUCACGUUUCUGGAAUAGCAUGGGAGAACCACUUUCAAGCUAUCGCUUAGUGUAUGAGGAGAAGAAGAUAUCUAAAUUGGAGAGGCUCUCAGAAACUUCACAUUUUUCAAGACCUUUUAGUCGGGAUCAGGAUAUUCCAUGGCGUCGUAGUGCUAGUCGAGAUGUGUCCGACUCUGGUAGCGUGUACAGUGACAACAGUGGAACAGUCCCAAGAGAGCCUGCUGUCUAUGAGGUGCCUAUUGUUUUGAAGUAAACCAUUGUCAUUACACUUACCCAUACCCAGUGUGAAAGCAGAACUAGAGAUUCUGUGAUGAUACAUGUUAUUAAUGUUGUGUGUGUAUUGUUAACAGUUUAAAAAAACACUAAUUAGAGAUUUUUGUAAAAAAAAUGUUUGUUGUGCGUUGCAGAUUAUUAACACUGUAAUGAGAGAGAUACAAAUAACAUGCCUGUGAUAUUAAGUAUAACGUAGAUGUUGUCUGCUAUAAAAUGUGUGUUGCAGUUACAAAUUUGUCAUUGUUAAAUGUUUUGAAGUGAAAUGUGUGUUUAAAAUAACACAUUUUUAAAAUAAUUAUUUAUGUUGUUGAUGAAAUUAUAUGAGUCUGUAUGGACAGUGCCAAAGAGACCCCAGCAGGUAUGUUAUUUAGCCUUGGAGACUGUUACAGGUUAGUAGCAGUUCGAAAGUCUUAUUCAACUUUUACUGGUGUGCAAAAACCUAAAAGCCAAACUGUGCCACUGUUGGGGGCUUUUUUAAGGCAAAAAGAAAAAAAAAUGUUCGUCAGUAUUAUGGCAUUGCCUUUUAUAAUAAAUGCAGACUGUAGAUAGAAUUAUAGAAACUUUAAUUAGUACACUCAUGCAAAUUAUAUAAGGAAUUAGUAGCUAUUAUCAAACACUUCCAUAGUAUUAUAAACCUGUUGCCAAGCAUUAAAGUGAUGUGUCAAGUGCACUCUUGUUCUACAA
Molecule: messenger RNA, 5101 nt
Organism: Schistocerca nitens (vagrant locust)
Lineage: Eukaryota; Metazoa; Arthropoda; Insecta; Orthoptera; Acrididae
Product: serine/threonine-protein kinase par-1-like
Exons: 21
Coding region: 345-4397 (1350 amino acids)
Biological process (GO): intracellular signal transduction; microtubule cytoskeleton organization; protein phosphorylation
Cellular component (GO): cytoplasm
Molecular function (GO): ATP binding; protein serine/threonine kinase activity; tau-protein kinase activity
Source: RefSeq, a predicted model, not a curated record